Molecule: messenger RNA, 963 nt
Organism: Hymenoscyphus albidus
Lineage: Eukaryota; Fungi; Ascomycota; Leotiomycetes; Helotiales; Helotiaceae
Source: the annotation of a GenBank genome assembly
AUGUUCGGCACUACACUUCUUCUUCUUGCUGCGGCGCAGUUUACCAUCACUUUAAGUGCACCAUCUCCUUUCAAAGCUGAGAGUGCCGAUGUUGCUUCGCUUGAACGUCGUCUGAAUCUUGGACUUGUCUUGCACGACUCGAACGGUGUCCCGACCACAAUCAUCGUUUCAGUCCGUAAGUAUUUGGUAAACCCAUGGUAUUUGAAUGUAAUUGACAACGAGUUGUAGCUCCCGCCUCUGACCCUACCCCAGCCCCCGCCAAUCUCCCCGCAAACAUACCUGCUGGCGGCGUACCAAAAGAGGGAGGCGAAGCCAAACCCAAGGAAGGAGGCGAGGCCAAACCAAAAGAGGGAGGGGAAGGCGAAAAGAAAGAGGAAGAGGAAAAGAAGACUAGAGCCAAUGGGGUAAUGGGUACGCCAUUCCAACUUAAGGGAAACAAUGAGCUUCAAGCAAUCUCAUUCGUAGGCUCAGCAGUAAGUGAUAGCCCUUCCUCGUACCAUGCCGUUACUUCAUUGUCCUUUCACACUAAUACCACCCAGGGAGUCGGAUCAAUGGAGAUUGAAUACCAGAAUAUCGACGGACGAACUCUAACUGUGACCGAGAACAAGACUCCAGGUGCUGCACCUUUGGGCUUCAAACUUAUUGAUCCUUCUUCAUAUGUGGUCGCUUUGGCCGAGGGAUCGUCAAAUAUCACACGUCAACAAAUCGACUAUGUGUUCGACGCUAAAAUUACGCACCCUCCAUCCCGAAUUAUCCUCUAACACUCAUUAACAAAGCACCCUAGAUGAGGCUCUCAAAGCACAGAAUCUUUCAGCUGUCCAGACCGGAAAACUUUGUCGGGACACCAACGCUUUUGUCGUCAGUAGCGCGCUUGGAGAACAAGAGUUUGAAGCUGACGAGAACGAGAGUGUUCUCAAGACCUCCAACAUCGUUAGGGAAUGGGCACUUUUUGUCCCGGCAUGA